GCCGCCGGCGCGCCGCCCGCCCCCCACCCCGCCCCUGCCCUGCGCGCCGCAGCCCCGGGUCCGGCGGGCGCGGGGAGCCGAGCGGACAGCGAGCGCGGCCGCCGCGGAGCCGGCACCUGGAGGCCAUGGAGGACAGAUCGGCAGAGUCCGGCGCCAGUGUGGAUGACUCGGCGUCCCCCUCGGUGGCCCAGCUGGCUGGGCGGUUCAGGGAGCAGGCUGCCGCUGCAAAGGAGACACCAGCCUGUAAACCGACAAGAAGGAAACCGCCCUGCUCCCUCCCUCUGUUCCCCCCCAAGGUAGAGCUGGGCCAGAACGGUGAGGAGAAAUCAUCGCCCAAUGCAAGCCAUCCUCCUAAAAUCAAGGUGAAGAGCUCGCCUCUGAUUGAGAAGCUUCAGGCCAAUUUAGCUUUCGAUCCAGCAGCCCUGCUACCUGGGGCCUCACCCAAGAGUCCUGGACUUAAGGCUGCGGUGUCACCAUUCCAGAGCCCACCUUCCACCCCCAGCAGCCCUGGCGUGCGGUCUCAGGAGCCAGAGGAGGUGCCAGUUAGCUUUGACCAGCCUCCUGAAGGGAGCCAUCUGCCCUGUUACAAUAAGGUGCGGACGAAGGGCUCGAUAAAAAGGCGCCCUCCCUCCAGACGAUUCCGAAGGUCUCAGUCGGACUGUGGGGACCUGGGAGAUUUCAGGGCCCCCGAGUCAUCCCAGGAGAAUGGUGCCAAGGAAGAGAAUGGGGAUGAGGUGUUCCCAUCCAAGAGCAAGGCCCUGGCUUCCCCUCCCCCCGGCGAGGGGCCGGUGGGGGAGGAAGUGGGGAGGCAGCUGGGGUCUCAAGAGAAGCCUCCUCUGAGGAGGACGUCCAGCAGGACGGAGAAGCAGGAGGAGAAGGGCAGGGCCGUGGAUGAAGCCCAGCAUCCCCACAAGGCUGUGGGGGGCUCUGAAGAGGAGGCCAGCCCACAUCCAGCCCCGGGGGAGGCUGUCCAACCAGCCCAAGCCUCCAACCCAGAGGCAGCAAACGGAGGUAGGAGCCCCAGAGAAGAAAAAGCAGCCGGAAAAGAGACAGCAGAGUCUGAGGAGGUGAAGGUGGAGAGAGCAGGAAAUGAAGAGGAGGAGGCCAGACAAAGGAACCGAGACCCCAAGGGGCCGGUGGACGGAGCAGUGGGGGAGGCCUCACCAAGCCCCCCUGAAGGGGUGGAGGGCCCCCGCACCCCGGAGCAGGGCAAAGGUGAGGAAGGGGCCAUUCUGGAGCCCGGCUGCAACCCCCACCAUGAGGCCCCCAAGACCGAGGAUAACACCCCUGUCAAGGACACUAAAAUGUGAAGAAGAGCUCACUGUGCCUAGUGAUGAGGCUGCUGCAGACAUCUCUUUUGAAGGAGAAGCAACAAGAGAAAGAGAAAAAUGAAGCCAUCGCCGAAGCAGAAUUCGUGGAGGGUCUGGAGGCAGCCCGAAGAUAUAGAUUGCGUUGUUUCCCGUCUCCACGCCGAAUGUUCCCUCGCAAAGAUCAGUCCAAGGGCAGCAGGCUUUAAUCAGCUUGAGUUUGUGUCACUUGAUGGACUUGGUUUAAAAAAGAAGAAAAAAAAACUUAUUUAAAACAAUUUACUGCGGCGACAGCUCCCCGGGAUACUGGUCAACCUGUGGGGCCUGGAUCCUAUCCACAACCACCUGUCCCUGUGGCUGACCUCGGAACUGGAUUCUAAUUUAGCUUCUCAUAUUUUGUUUUGUGUAAAGCGAUAGCCUUUUUAAUGUUCUGAAGCUUUUAUGAUUCUCAGAUGGAAGUAAAAACUAAUUUCAGGUGCAGGAAACAAAAGAAAAUCGUGUUGCUGAAAAUAUAAAUCCCGUAAGUUACAGAAGACCUUAAAUUGUAUCAAGACCCUUGAGACAGCCUCUCAGCUUUGUCCAAAUUGGAGCGGGCCAACCAAUUUCUAAAGCCUUGGCCUGGAAGAGAUACUUAUUGCAACAUUAAAAAAUAUGUAUCUGUUCCAGCAAUAGGAACCUUUCCUGUCCAGGAGUUUUCAAGCGGCUGGUACACUGAGAGGUGACAGGCUCAGUCCAGUGGAGGCAAGGAGCAGAUCUCCUGGAGAAGCAGAUGCCAGGUGUCAUGGCCCUUCCUCAUCCUGAAAGCAGAGCAAGGAUACCUAAACAAUGCCUGGCCUCUGAUGGAGCCUGCGAGGAUGAAAUUUGCACUUUCAGAAGGAGAUCCUUGAGCACGGAGUCGAUGUUUCCCGGGAGGUGCUUGAGUGUCUGUUUUGAAAGGUACAUAACGAAAACAUCCUUCCUAGCUUCCCUGGGAAGCUGCUCUUGAAUCAAAGCCCAGACUCCCUUUCCGGACUCAGGAGGAGUGGGUUGGGUCUUCAGUCUGUUCUCACUGGGGAGCUCUGGCUUUAAUGUUGUGUGUGGAAAAUGCAAGGGGCUUUGCAAGGAACAGGGGCCUGACUACCCAUUCCUUGACUAAGCUCCUCUCCCCUCUUGAUGCAAAGAUGUUAAUCCAAAUAAAUGUUUAAUCUUUAGGGUUGGUUCUUAUCCAGAGUUGCGUAUUUCAGUGUCUCAUUGUGCAGCUGUGGCAGGUGGAGCAGCUGUUUCUCUGGAGGUCUGUUAGACCACUUCCUACCCCGACGUCAGAAAGUCGUCUCCCGGACAAAAAGGCCUUAUGUCACUGCUGGUACCUCAGCGUUCUCAUCCCAUUACAGUUUUCCUAGAACUCCGGGAUAGUGUUCAUACGUGGGAUAUAUAUUUUUUCAAAUUUUAAAUACAUGCAUCUUCUAAAAACUUGUAAAUUAGUCAAGUCUGAUAUUUUAAGUUUUAUGUUUUAGCAGAAUUUUGGAGAUAAGUGUGUUUCAGUUAUUUUGAGGUCAAUAUAAUCCAUCUCUAUCCAUCCCUCCACCCACCCACCCAUCCAUCCAUCUGUAUCUGUCCUUCAUCUAUCCAUCCAUCCAUCUAUCCACAGAGAUGUGUACCCCCUGAAACAAUACAUGAUUUUAUUUACAUAUGUCUUUGGGUUGUUUAUACACACGACCAGGCCAGGGUCUAGUGAAUGUGUUAAUGAUUGUGAGCGUGUGUGACAAAAAAGGGGUAUCUGCCACUUUCCUUUACUUGAAAAAGGAAUGGACCAGAAAGCAUGGGAUGUAGAUGUGAAGGUGAAACUAUUUUUUCGUCUGGAGGCACGACAGUUUACAGCCGCAGAUGGUUUCAUUCAGGCUUCUCUAAUAGGCUUGAAGGAAAACACUGAUUUCUUCACAGCUAUAAGGCUCAAGAAUCAGAGUCAUUCCUCCUUUAGCUCUGUCUUCCGGAUUGAAUUUCAUACUGUGUCUUUCCUUUCUCCAAAAAGGGAGCAAGGGGAAAAAAACCCUGGAAGCUAUGAAGGGAGAUGCCAAUAUUUAAUAGGGGGCUGUUAUACUAUUUCAGCUGCAUGUGGAAACAGGUAGCCAGAUGACCACAGGAAGCCCAGGGGCCUCAGAACUCCAUUCUCCUCCCUGAGCUCCCCCCAGACAAACCUCAGUUUGCCAAUCAACUAGACACUCAAAAAAUAAAGGGAUAAAUUAGUAGACAGGCAACCUGUUCACCAUCUUCUUUUGAUUAGAUACUCCUGGGAGUGUAACAGUUUUAACACAGUUGAAUGAAUGAGGACCCUCAGUUGCUAAUGAAAGAAACUGGCUGAUGAAAACCAGAAAACUGUAUCUAUGAAUAUCUCUCUCUCCCUCCCUCCCUCCCUAUAUACGGAAUAAUAUAAAUUAAAAAUCUGUGGAUAGACCUAAACAAUACUCAAGCAAUAUCAGAAACCUCUCUUUGUUCUUGGUCUCUGCUUUCCUCUGUGUUGGCCAUAUUCCCAAGCAGGCUCUUCACAGCCUGCAAACCCAUGGAAAGAGCUUAUUCUUUUCCAAUAACACUGGCAAAAAAAUCCUGCAAAGGUUUUCUAUAAAUGCUGUGUGGAUCACUGGUUCAUACCUGAACCAGUCUUUAUGACCGAGGAGCUGUGAAGGUCAGACUGGCCAGGCCUGGGUUGUGUGACCUCCGGAGCUAAGGGCUAGGUAAGCCAAUCCUGUGCAGUCUGCAAGGAUUCUGAAUGGGAACAAUGGGUGUCAAAUGGGGUGCUGUUACCAAAGGAAAUUAUGCUGGAAAAAAAACAAAAAAACCAACAACACAUGUGUCCAAGAGGGCAAGCCCAGACAUACCAAACUACUAUUCCAUUGUUUAUUAAAACAUUAAAUUUUGUUUGACCCCUCAACAAGUUCUAAUCAACUUUGUGCUCUAUGGACCAGGUAAAAAUAAUGUGAGCAGAAUGCUACUUUAUGAGGUAUGACCAGGUGGCUUCUGAAGAUAUCAAGAGCACUGAGCAAAAUGCAAGUGCUACUCAAAUAAAGUGGAAUUCGUUUUCAUAAGCCACCACUGAAUAUCAGU
Molecule: messenger RNA, 4385 nt
Organism: Zalophus californianus (California sea lion)
Lineage: Eukaryota; Metazoa; Chordata; Mammalia; Carnivora; Otariidae
Gene: RCSD1
Product: RCSD domain containing 1
Exons: 7
Coding region: 126-1310 (394 amino acids)
Biological process (GO): retrograde transport, endosome to Golgi; skeletal muscle contraction; protein localization to endosome
Cellular component (GO): early endosome; WASH complex
Molecular function (GO): retromer complex binding; actin filament binding; phosphatidylinositol phosphate binding
Source: RefSeq, a predicted model, not a curated record